UGGAAUGGACUUGCACAUGGAGUCGAUCACUUCCAAGUUACGGGUUUAAUAAAGGCUACUUAAAGCUGCUGAAGCCGUGCAGUAAGGAAGCAUGUCGCCCCCUUCCCAGCGAACACACAACUCCAGGUGUUUAGGAGUGCUGUACAACAUCUCCUGGGGCAUGACCUAUCCCACAUACUGGCUCACCAACAAACUCCUGACUCUUUUCAUAUCGACCUCGCGGGAGAGGAGUCGCAGAGGUUGGGAAGAACCAUGUUAUGAACACUACAUCAUCAUAACAUUUGCUGCCCCAGUUUUGCUUGCUUUGAUUGUUAUCACCCUACCCCUAUGCAUGCUGGGAUUGUUGAUAUGGGUGCCCACGCAAAAGUGUCGUAGUUCACUUAGGUAUUCUAGUCAUAGUUCAGUGCAUGACUUUAAUGAACAAGAUGCUAUUGAUGUCCAUAAUGAUGCUGACAGAAUUAGAGUGUCACAAGGGAAAUCUACAUUAUCAAAUUUAGAACUGGCUGCAAACUGUGAUAAUCCUCUUAACAGUACUGAUGUAUCUCAAAGUGAUCUAAAAUCAGUAAAAGUGCAUGCGCCUUUUCCACCACAGCCUUCCAGCUCUGCUUGCAGGUGCAUGCAUGACGAUGUUAUCACAAAAAACCAGGGCACAACACAGAGAAGGUUUGAGAGAAGAUUUACUGUUGCCACAGCAAAUGUAUGCCUUAUGCCAGAAUUCAUCGCCAGAAUUAAUAACCUUUCUAAUACACAAUGGCGGGCUAAAACAAUUGGGAGUAGAAUAAUAGAAAAUCUUUCAAAGAAUGAUACUGAGAAUUCAGUUCUACUUAACAGUGACGUAGGAGAACAAAACCCAAACAAAGUUGAUUCUGAAGGAUAUGGUAUAUUGACAGGUACAUCUGACAAUUCUUUAAAGCAUUGUCAUAGAGAUGAUGAAACAAAAAGUCAUGAAUUAACAGAUAAGACAAUAGCCAAAAAAGAAUUGACUGAUGUAGCAGUGGGCCACACAAUUUGCCAAACUGAAAGUACAAAUGACAGUUCUGAAAUUCAAGAAUUGACCGAUAACAGUAGGUCUCGUUUAUCACACGAUUUAGGAACUCACAAACCUGACACAAAACACAGUGAUCCGAGAUGUCACAGUGACCCCAAAUGUCUUGUAUCCACCCACUUCCCAGCAGAAUUGGAUUUUCUGUGUCUUCAGGAAGUUUUUGAUAGAAGAGCUAGCCAUACCCUAGUAAAGAAACUCCACCAACACUUUCCCCACAUUGUUCAUGAUGUUGGGGUGUACUUUAGAAGAAGUGCAAAAGACAUCAGGUCUCAGCAGCUCAAUGACACACUGCAGUGGAUAGAGGAGUUCAUUCUGAAGACCAGGAAUCCAGAGGAAAGGAUCCUGUUUGACCUGCUCUGUGGUGACCUCAACUUUGACAACAUGUCAACUGAUGACCGAGUAUUUUACACACAUCCAUUGCUGCAGAAGUAUCAGGACCCCUGCAGGGUAACACCUGGUGUGGAUCAGUCAUGGGCACUUGGGACAGAGAUAUAUCAAAAGAAACUUUAUGUAGAUACAGAGGAACUUACAGAGAUAUUGACUGACCCAGAGAGAAUAAAAAAAUAUGUAGAAGAUGUGAUAAUCAAGGAAGAAGACAGUGUUAGUGGUUCCAGUUUGCCUAAAGCCAAUGGCAGGAGGAGAAUUGACUAUCUUCUCUACUGCAAUGAUCACAUGGACACCAAUAUGACACUGAAUGUUGUAGAAUACCGCUAUAUCAGCCAGUUGGCUUCCUUGACUGACCACAUUCCACUGUCUAUGACGCUGACCAUACGGACAAACCUGGAGUAG
Messenger RNA from Lingula anatina, 1834 nucleotides. RefSeq lists its product as uncharacterized. The record is from RefSeq and is a predicted model, not a curated record. NCBI's taxonomy places the organism in Eukaryota, Metazoa, Brachiopoda, Lingulata, Lingulida, Lingulidae.